This is a messenger RNA of Parasteatoda tepidariorum (common house spider), 1440 nucleotides long. RefSeq names its product dnaJ homolog subfamily C member 8. The record is from RefSeq and is a predicted model, not a curated record. Gene Ontology annotation, cellular component: nucleus. Lineage: Eukaryota; Metazoa; Arthropoda; Arachnida; Araneae; Theridiidae.
UUUUGAAUAUAAAUUUCUUUCGGCAAAUGAAGUGAAAUAAAAGUAAAAACAACAAUCCACCAUUGUAAUUGUCUGAUUGGUUGAAACGGGUUGAAUAUGAAGCCAUUUAUGAGUCGAAUGUUGUUUGUUUGAUUAAAAUUUUAAAAUACUGAUAUUCACUACUCUUACAAUCAUACUGUGUUCUGCAAUUUUAUGGCUGCAAAAGCAUCCUUUACGGGACAUCAAAAUUCUAGCAGUGACGAUAUAGAUCUCGUUGAUAAAUUGUUAAAUAAAACUGGAUGUGCAGAUUUGCAUUACAAAGUUCAGGUAUGAUUAGCUAACUAUUACUGACAUUCUCCUGCAUUCAACUGUAAAUUAACUUCAAAAUAAGCAAAGCACUGGUAGUGCUUUGUUAGUUAUCUCUUUUUGUGGAAAGGAAUUUUUAAAAUUUGAGUUUCAUCGUUUAGAUUUCUCAAAAUGGAUUUAAACAUACCAUUACCUAAUGCCGAACCAACAGAGGCGUUAUUUUCGAAUUUCAUUGCCGAAGUGAAAGAAAUCGAGAAAAGAGAUUCAGUUCUUACGCCAAAACAACAAAUUGAUCGAUUGCUCCGACCUGGUAGCACAUACUUUAAUUUAAAUCCAUUUGAAGUAUUGCAAAUAGAGCCGGAAACAUCUCUUGACGAUGUUAAAAAGCAGUAUCGAAGAUUAUCUAUAUUAGUUCAUCCUGAUAAAAAUCCUGAUGAUAGAGACAGAGCUCAACAAGCUUUUGAUAUUAUAAAUAAAGCAUAUAAAUCAUUGGAUGAUGAUGGUCAACGUGCUAAAGCUUUGGAGAUAGUUGAAGAGGCUAAAGGACGCACCGACAUGAUGGUUGAAGAAAAAAGGAGAAAACAGAAAAAAGCUGGAAAGGGAACUAAAGUAGAGGAAGAUGACCCUGCCAAAUAUAAGCAUGCUGUUUAUGUUUUGACUAUGAAGCUGUUUGCAGAUUUAGAAAGAAAACGAAGACAAGCGGAAGAACGUGGAAUGGAAGAAAGGAAACGUAAGAGAGAGGAGGAAAUAGAGGAAGAAGAAAAGAAAAAGACUGAUAAGGAAUGGCAGAAAAACUAUGAAGAAAGCAGAGAUAACCGAAUCACUAGUUGGAAAGAAUUCCAGACAGGUGGAAAAGCGAAAAAGAAGAAAGUUAAAGAAUUCCGCCCUCCUAAACAUAAAGCAGAAACACGCUGAAUCAAUUAAUUGAAGGAAUGUUUCUUCCUUUAAAGGUUUAUCCAGACUAGAGCUGUUUGAAAUCUCAGCUGCUUUUUUUAAAUGGAAUGUAUUGCCGAGACCAAAGAUUGGAGAAAAUGCCAAAAAGAAGUAAAGGAAUUCCAAACUUGCAUAAAAUCACAUGAAAUGCAGAAACUGAAGGAUAAAAAAAUGUAAAAAAAAAUUGCUAAUUUUAGAAUAAAUUGUUAUUUUUCUGUUUUA